Hypanus sabinus (Atlantic stingray) is the source of this 5305-nucleotide messenger RNA. RefSeq names its product ATP-citrate synthase-like. The record is from RefSeq and is a predicted model, not a curated record. The coding region runs from base 146 to 4279 and encodes 1377 amino acids. Gene Ontology annotation, cellular component: cytosol. Gene Ontology annotation, molecular function: ATP citrate synthase activity. Lineage: Eukaryota; Metazoa; Chordata; Chondrichthyes; Myliobatiformes; Dasyatidae. Gene Ontology annotation, biological process: fatty acid biosynthetic process; tricarboxylic acid cycle; acetyl-CoA biosynthetic process. The transcript has 33 exons.
CUGGCCGAUCAGCAGAUGCUGAGGCGAGUGAAGAGGGCCCCCCGGGGGCGGGCUCGCCUCACAGCGGUCGCCGGCUCGGCGCGGUGCGGACGCUCGAAUCUCGCCGAGGGCCCAGGCCGGGGAGCAGUCAGGUCAGUGACCAAUCAUGUCAGCCAAAGCCAUAUCGGAGCAGACGGGGAAAGAGUUCCUUUACAAGUUCAUCUGCACUAAGGCCGCCAUCCAGAACAGGUUCAAGUAUGCCAGAGUGCGACCGGAAACGGACUGGAACCAACUCGUCCAAGAGCACCCGUGGCUCCAGACCGAGCCACCCAGCGGUCAGCCAGCCAGUGGCUUCCCUAGCAGCCCCAAGCUCCUGAUUAAAACUCUGUCUCCAGACAUCAGUUUGGGGGCACCGGAUCUUCUGAUCGUGUCUCCUCCCGCUUCCUUGAUCCUGCUGGUACGGAUGUACAGGCAAUCCUCCUUCAGGCCCAAGCAUCGAAUAGUACCCGGGGUAUCCAGUAGCUUCAUUUCUCAUGCGGUUGCAACUGUGGACCAGAUGCCCGAUAUGUUGACUCCACUCGACCUCCAGGGUCCCGAGCGUGCCCAGCAAAGUCCGUUGAAACCUCUCGGCCUUGCCUCUGACUUCCCCCGUGGCUGGAGACUGGCCCGUUGCUUCAGCUGCAAGGGCAGGAAGACUCGCCCAGUCUCCAUCCAUUUCCAGCCCUUCACCCGCACUUUGGGACAACGCAUCUUCAUCGAUGUUCCGGCUCCCUGGCUCUACUUCAGGCUGACAACGUUGCCGACCAACGAUGGCCCGUGGCAUCUGGCUUCGCCGAGGGCGCUCUUCUGGACCGAGGUCCCAGAUGCUGUUCUGGGAUUUGUUGGAGUCACCCAGUCCAGGUGUCACAGCCCCAAGUGCUCCUAUCACCGCCGGGUUUACUCCGGCUUUCACCUUCCACAUCCUUUCCGCCUGCUCUUUCAAGCCCUGUGUUACUACGUCUGGUUGGUUGGCCAGUACCUGCUGGAUUUGGAAGCCCCCCAACGGGAUCUGGGCUCCGACAUUCUCCACUACCCUCUCGGGGGCUUCCCAGUCUCGCUGCACUCAGAUUUGCAGCUUUGGUCUCAGGGCAGUGACUGCAAACGAAUGAAACGACCUCUGAGUCUCGCAAGCCGUGACGCUCGGACGUACAAGAUCGUUUGCGAUGGGCACCGAUUUGGGGCUUGUCGUGUUCUGCUGCUAACGUGUCGUUUUUUUAAAAUUUUGUUCUCCCAGGUUGGACGUGCCAAGGGUACCCUCAAAAACUUCCUGAUCGAGCCGUUCAUACCCCACAAACAGGAGGAAGAAUUUUAUGUCUGUGUGUACGCCGCCCGGGAGGGUGACUACGUCCUGUUCCACCACGAGGGCGGAGUGGACGUUGGGGAUGUCGACUCCAAGGCCUGCAAAAUGCUCGUCAAAGUGGACGUGAAGCUGAGCGAGCAGGAUGUCUGCAGUCAGCUGCUGCAGCACGUGCCCGAGAACAAGAAAAGCAUUCUGGCAUCUUUCAUCGUUGGGCUUUUCAACCUGUACGAGGAUCUCUUCUUCACCUACCUGGAGAUUAACCCACUGGUUGUCACGGACUCUGCGGUCUUCGUUCUGGACAUGGCGGCGAAGAUAGAUGCCACGGCUGACUACAUCUGCAAAUCCAAGUGGGGGGACGUGGACUUCCCGCCGCCGUUUGGGAGAGAAGCCUAUCCUGAGGCAACUUAUAUCGCUGAUCUCGAUGCGAAGAGCGGGGCCAGUUUGAAGUUGACGAUUCUCAACCCCAAGGGCCGGAUCUGGACCAUGGUGGCUGGAGGAGGCGCGUCGGUGGUGUACAGCGACACGAUCUGUGACCUCGGCGGGGUGAACGAGCUGGCGAACUACGGCGAGUACUCUGGCGCCCCGAGCGAGCAGCAGACCUACGACUACGCCAAGACCAUUCUGUCCCUCAUGACGAGGGAGCAGCACCCAGAAGGAAAAAUCCUGAUUAUCGGAGGGAGCAUCGCCAACUUCACAAACGUGGCAGCAACGUUUAAGGGCAUAGUACGUGCGAUCAAAGACUACCAGACCCCCCUGCAGAAUCACAACGUCUCCAUUUUCGUCAGGAGGGGCGGACCCAAUUAUCAAGAGGGACUCCGCGUCAUGGGCGAAGUCGGAAAGACAACUGGAAUUCCGAUCUACGUUUUUGGUACAGAGACGCACAUGACUGCGAUCGUGGGAAUGGCCCUGGGCCAGCGAAGCAUUCCCGACCAGCCGCCCGUGGCCGCCCACACCGCCAAUUUCCUGCUGAACGCCAGUGGUAGUCCUUCGACUCCGGCUGCUAGCAGAACGGCCUCCUUCUCUGAAGCGAAGUCUGAGGAUGCAGGCAGAGCGUCGAUGAGUGCCAAGUGUGACGUCCCCUGGGAAGGAAAGGGAAGGCAAGAAGAGAAAAGAGGUAAAGCCACCACGCUCUUCAGUCGCCACACCAAGUCCAUCAUCUGGGGGAUGCAGACCAGAGCCGUGCAAGGGAUGCUGGACUUCGACUACGUCUGCUCCCGGGACGAGCCCUCCGUGUCGGGCAUGGUUUACCCAUUCACUGGCGACCACAAGCAGAAGUUCUACUGGGGUCACAAGGAGAUCCUCGUUCCUGUCUACAAGAACAUGGCGGACGCCCUGAAGAAGCACCCGGAGGUGGACGUCCUCAUUAACUUCGCCUCCUUGCGCUCCGCGUACGACAGCACCGUGGAAACCAUGAGCUUCCCCCAGAUUCGGACAAUCGCUAUCAUCGCUGAAGGAAUCCCUGAAGCAUUGACAAGGCGAUUAAUCAAGAUGGCGGACGAGAGGGGCGUCACCAUUAUUGGGCCUGCUACGGUCGGUGGCAUUAAGCCGGGCUGCUACAAGAUCGGCAACACUGGGGGAAUGCUGGACAACAUCCUGGCCUCGAAGCUCUACCGCCCAGGGAGCGUGGCCUACGUGUCCCGCUCGGGGGGCAUGUCCAAUGAGCUCAACAACAUCAUCUCCAGAACCACCGACGGCGUCUACGAAGGAGUCGCCAUCGGCGGCGACCGGUACCCAGGCUCCACGUUCAUGGACCACGUCUUGCGUUACCAGGACACGCCGGGAGUUAAAAUGAUCGUUGUCCUUGGUGAGAUCGGCGGAACCGAGGAGUACAGGAUCUGCACAGGCAUCAGGGAACGGAGGAUCACGAAGCCCGUAGUCAUUUGGUGCAUUGGUACCUGUGCGACAAUGUUUGCCUCGGAGGUCCAGUUCGGUCACGCUGGCGCCUGCGCCAAUGAGAAUUCCGAGACGGCGGUGGCGAAGAACCAGGCCCUGAGGGAGGCUGGGGCCAUCGUGCCGAGAAACUUCGACGAGCUGGGAGAGACCAUCAAGAACGUUUACGACGACCUGAUUGCUAAGGGGGUGAUAGUGCCUGCGCAAGAGGUUCCCCCGCCGACGGUGCCGAUGGACUACUCCUGGGCCAGGGAGUUGGGUCUGAUUCGGAAGCCCGCCUCCUUCAUGACCAGCAUCUGUGACGAGAGGGGCCAGGAGCUGAUCUACGCCGGGAUGCCUAUCACCGAGAUCUUCAAGGAGGACAUGGGCCUGGGCGGCGUCCUGGGCCUGCUCUGGUUCCAGAGAAGGUUGCCGAAACACGCCUGUCAGUUCAUCGAGAUGUGCCUGAUGGUGACGGCCGACCAUGGGCCAGCCGUCUCCGGGGCUCACAACACCAUCGUGUGCGCCCGGGCCGGGAAGGACCUGAUCUCCAGCCUCACGUCCGGCCUUCUGACCAUUGGCGACCGGUUCGGAGGUGCGCUGGACGCGGCCGCCAAGCAGUUCAGCAAGGCCUUUGACAGCAGCCUCAUCGCGAUGGACUUUGUCAACAAGAUGAAGAAGGAAGGGAGGCUGAUCAUGGGGAUCGGACACCGGGUGAAGUCGAUUAAUAACCCGGACAUGCGAGUGCAGAUAUUGAAGGACUUUGUGAAACAGCAUUUCCCGGCGACGCCUCUCCUCGACUACGCGCUGGAAGUGGAGAAGAUCACCACGUCCAAGAAACCAAAUCUUAUCCUGAACGUAGACGGCUUUAUCGGUGUCGCAAUGGUCGAUCUGCUGAGGAACUGCGGUGCGUUCACAAGGGAGGAAGCUGACGAGUACGUGGAGAUUGGAGCCCUUAAUGGAAUCUUCGUUCUCGGCCGGAGUAUGGGCUUUAUCGGGCACUACUUGGACCAAAAGCGACUGAAACAAGGCCUGUACCGGCACCCGUGGGACGACAUCUCAUACGUUUUGCCCGAGCACAUGACCAUGUGAACGCCGGGGUGGCCAUGAAGCGGUUUUGGUGCAGAAACAUCUCCCCCCCCCCUCCCCCCCCCCCCCCGGCCACCCCCAUUUCCAUCCGGCGCACCCCCCGAGAGGUGUCUUUUCCCAUCACUUCCUUUGCACUGGAGCCCUUCGCAGAACAUUGGUGCGGUUAAUUGCACACGUGCUGCUGUGAAACCCAUUGGGGAGCGGGCUUGGGGUGGGGGCUUUCCAGACUGCCGCGGGGUUAAAAACCCUCCGAGAAGCAGUGGCGGUGAAGCGUCCCUUCUCCGCGACGUACAGCAGACCCCAGUCGGGAGCAUUCUUAAUGUCAGUGGGGUGGGGGGGGGGGGGGGGGGAGAUUCCUUGAUUCUUUUGCAAUGUUUAACCGUUUUGGGCCAAAAAUCUCGAGAUGAAGUUGUGUGUUCUCUGUCUCACCCUGGUGUCGGGAAUUUGAAUUGCCAAGCCCUUUCCCAAGCCCUGAGAAGUCGGGGGGUGGGGGGGGGUUCCGCCUGUGACUUGUGUAUCUCUGCCGCCUGCCUGGCGGGGGUGGGGGGGAGGUUACCGCGUCUCGAUUUGCUUUUUUUGCCUCUUGGUGUCUUUCGAUUCUUCGGCUGCCAUCUUGUCCCGCGUGGCCCCGCGGACGGCUGAGGGCGUUCCUCUGCGUUUUUUCUCCGCCCUGGCUUGAAUUGCAUUGUGAGGGAUGCUGGUGUCAGCUGCCUCGUGUUUACUUGUCGACAGAACGUGAAACUGAAAGCCUAACCAAUGCCCACAGCAGAUCACAAGCACGGGAGACUCUGCAGGCGCUGGGAAUCUGGGUCAACGUACAGGCCGCCCGGAGAAAGCCAGCAGGUCAGGCAGCGUCUGUGGAGGGGAAAUCCAAUUCCCCACUCUGGCUCCCCUCUCACCCCUUCCUCCGUGCCUGCCCAAGCCUCCCUCUGGUGCCCCUCCUCCUUCCCUUUCUCCUCCAGACCUUUAACUUUUCCACCUGUCACUUCUCAGCCUCUUACUUCAUCCAACCCCCACCCACCUUCCCCC